Dipodomys ordii (Ord's kangaroo rat) is the source of this 3049-nucleotide messenger RNA. RefSeq names its product testis expressed 10 (gene Tex10). The coding region runs from base 155 to 2944 and encodes 929 amino acids. Gene Ontology annotation, cellular component: nucleus; MLL1 complex. Lineage: Eukaryota; Metazoa; Chordata; Mammalia; Rodentia; Heteromyidae. The record is from RefSeq and is a predicted model, not a curated record. The transcript has 15 exons.
GCGGCCGCGUGAGGGACGAAGCGUUUGAAAACACGCUCCGGGAGCGAGCGCCUCUGCCCGCUGUGCGCACGCCGUCGUCUUGUGGCCUUCGGCUCACACGCUCUUCCAUUCCGCCUCCGCUUGUCGGUUUCGGCCGGGUCCUCAGCUCUCAAUCAUGACUAAAAAAAGAAAACGCCAAGAUGAUUUUCAAAAAGUAAAACUAAAAGUUGGUAAAAAGAAGCCCAAAUUAGAAAAUGCUACUGCUACAAACUUUAGAACAAAGACAAUACAUCUGCCUGAACAACUCAAAGAAGAUAGAAUACUUCCAACAAACAAUAGAAAACUUAACAUAAAGGAUCUGCUGUCACAGAUGCAUCACUAUAAUCCUGGGGUUAAACAAAGUGCUCUUCUUGGACUUAAAGACCUUUUGUCUCAAUACCCAUUUAUAAUUGAUGCACACCUUUCAAACAUAUUAAGUGAAGUGACUGCUGUAUUUACAGAUAAAGAUGCUAAUGUACGAUUAGCAGCAGUUCAACUUCUUCAAUUCCUGGCCCCCAAAAUACGAGCUGAACAAAUUUCUCCAUUUUUUCCUUUGGUAAGUGCCCAUCUCUCUAGUGCCAUGACUCACAUUACUGAAGGAAUUCAGGAGGACUCUUUAAAAGUUUUGGACAUUCUGCUGGAACAGUACCCAGCUCUAAUUACUGGACGUAGCAGCAUAUUGCUUAAGAAUUUUGUAGAACUUAUUUCUCAUCAGCAGCUGUCAAAAGGACUGGUAAAUAGAGACAGAUCUCAGUCCUGGAUGCUCUCUGUAAAUCCUAAUCGGAGACUCACUUCUCAGCAGUGGAGGCUGAAAGUCUUAGUGAGACUUGGUAAAUUCCUUCAGGCCUUGGCAGAUGGAUCCAGUAGGUUGAGAGAAAGUGAAGGACUUCAGGAACACAAAGAAAAUCCCCAUGCCACUAGCAACUCCAUUUUUAUCAACUGGAAGGAACUUGCCAACGACCAGCAGCACAUCCAGGUUUAUGAAAAUGGGGGUUCACAGCCAAAUGUCAGUUCACAGUUCAGGCUACGGUACUUAAUUGGAGGACUAGGCAAUGUGGAUGAAAGCCUGACAUCUUCUGAAAGCCUGAAAGGGUUUAUUGAAAUAAUAAUCCCAUUGCUAAUUGAAUGCUGGAUUGAAGCUGUGCCUCCACAGUUUGCCACUUCUGUUGGAAAUGGUAUAGAGCGAGAACCUCUCCAGGUUAUGCAGCAGGUCCUUAAUAUUAUUUCCCUUCUGUGGAAACUCUCAAAACAACAUGAUGAAACACAUAAAUUGGAGUCAUGGCUUCGAAAGAAUUACCUAGAUGAUUUCAAACACCAUUUUAUGAGUAAUUUUCCAUAUACUUUAAAAGAAAUAACCAAGCAUCGAAGGAAAGAUACAAAUAAGAGUGUCAAAUAUUGCACGAUUCUCUUCAAUAACGUAGAUCAUCUUUUACUGAAUUUAACACUGUCUGAUAUCAUGGUCUCCUUGGCAAAUGCGUCAACUUUGCAGAAAGAUUCCAAUUGGAUAGAAAUGAUAAGGAAAUUUGUGACAGAGACCCUUGAAGAUGGCUCUAAGCUAAAUAGUAAGCAGCUAAACAGAUUGCUUGGAGUAUCUUGGAGGUUAAUGCAGAUACAAUCAAACAGAGAAGCUACAGAGACUCUGAUUAAGGCAGUUUAUACAUUGUAUCAGCAGAGGGGCCUUAUUCUUCCAGUUCGGACUUUGUUACUGAAGUUUUUCAGUAAAAUCUACCAGAAAGAAGAACUGCGAUCUUACAGACUCAGAAAUCGCAGUAGAGUCUUAUCCCGUUGGCUGGCUGGUUUACCACUGCAACUCUCUAAUCUUGGCUCCCGAAACCCUGAGCUUUCGACUCAGUUGAUUGAUAUCAUUCAUACUGCUGCAGCCCGAGCAAAUAAAGAAUUGCUAAAAAGUUUACAAGCUACUGCUCUCCAAAUCUAUGAUCCCCAAGAAGGCACCAUGGUGGUACUCCCUACAGAGUCUCAGCAACGUUUGGUGCAGCUCGUGUAUUUUCUACCCAGUCUACAUGCUGAUUUGCUUUCUCAGUUAAGCCGUUGCUGUAUUAUGGGAAGACUCAGUGCAAGUUUGGCUGUCACGCUUAUUGGGAUACUACAUAUGAGAUCGUCAUUUUCUGGAUGGAAGCAUUCACUUAAAGACUGGUUGUUAAGUGAUAUGGACUAUCUCAGCUUCUUAUUUUCUACACUUGCAGGAUUUUCAAAAGAGGAGCUGACGUGGCUUCAGAGCCUUAGAGGAGUUCCUCAUGUCAUCCAGACACAGCUUUCUCCUGUGCUGCUCUACCUCACAGACUUGGAUCAAUUUUUACACCAUUGGGAGAUAGCAGAGGCAGUUUGUCACAGCUUACUCGUUAUCAGUUCUCGACGUCAGAGCUUUGAUGUCCUGCAAAAUGCCAUCAGUAAGCAUUUGGUUGGGUUGACUGUAGUACCGGACAGCACAGUUGGCUGUGUGUUUGGUGUUCUCUGUAAGCUCCUGGAUCAUACGUGUGCAGUUAGUGAAUCGCUGCUGCCAUUUUUGGCUUCUUGUUGCUACAGUCUUCUUUAUUUUCUGCUUACUCUAGAGAAAGGGGAAGCAGAACACCUAAAAAAGAGGGAUAAACUGUGGGGAGUCUGUGUCUCCAUCCUGGCUCUCGUUCCUGGAGUGCUCAAAUUGAUGCUGCAGAGCCUGCGGGUGAACAGAGUUGGGCCUGAGGAGCUGCAUGUUGUAGGGCAGAUGCUUCGUCUUUUGCUUCAGCACGCACCCCUCAGGACUCAAAUGUUAAACAAUGCUGUGCUGGUGCAGCAGAUCAUUAAGAAUAUCACGACCUUGAAGAGUGGCAGUGUUCAGGAGCAGUGGCUCACAGAUCUGCAUUACUGCUUCAGCGUGUACAUCACUGGGCAUCCCCAGGGCCCCAAUGCAUUGAGUGCAGUGUAUUGAUAAGGCACUGUGUUACUUAUUGGAAACUGUUUAUUCAUAAUCUAUCUUAUUUUGAAGAGGGACUGAUGUAGUAGAUGUUUGUCAUUAAAGCUAAACUUACAAAAA